Molecule: messenger RNA, 2112 nt
Organism: Bactrocera latifrons
Lineage: Eukaryota; Metazoa; Arthropoda; Insecta; Diptera; Tephritidae
Product: protein croquemort
Exons: 6
Coding region: 349-1824 (491 amino acids)
Cellular component (GO): cytoplasm; membrane
Molecular function (GO): scavenger receptor activity
Source: RefSeq, a predicted model, not a curated record
GYCGUUUAGAUUGUGUUUGCUAGUUUUCCGCGAAGUGGGCUUAUUUAUGAAGGUUUAAGAAAUAUUAGUGUUCAUUCUACGAUCUAUCAUUGAGAACCGAGCAAUAAUUUGUUUAAUAAGUGUAGUAUGGGAUAAAAAUAAGAAUUGUUGAAGCAGUUGUCAUCACAUAUAACAAUGAGAAUUAAUAGAUAACAAAUUGCAAAUCCUGAUUGUUUACCUAAUAAUUAAGAGCCAGAGCUGAGUGGACGCACUCUGAAUUUUUCUCUUCGCUUAACCAAAAUAAUCUACUGCUUGUGAAGAAAUUUUUUUUAAGUCUGGGAUAGUUUAAAGAAAAAAUUAAAAAAUAAAAUGUGUUGUGAAGCUUGUAGCGUCACUCAGCGAAAAGGAUGGGUUUUUGGCUUUGGCACUUUCUUCACCGCUAUCGGCAUCGCUCUGCUUAUAUUUUGGAACGGCAUCGCAGAUAAUAUUAUGAAAAAAAAUUUGGUAAUUAAAGCUGGUACAGAAGGCUAUAAUAAUUGGGUGGAAGCACCCAUUCCAAUUUAUUUGGAAUUUCAUCUGUUUAACUGGAGUAAUCCUGACGAGAUAAGAAACCCGAAUGUCAAACCGCAUUUUGUGGAAAUGGGACCAUAUGUUUUUCUUGAGAAGCACUUGAAGCAAAAUAUUACGUUUUUCGAAAACAAUACAGUGUCAUACUUUCAAAAGCGAACCUGGUUUUUCGAUGAGCAGCGAUCUAGUGGUUCUUUGGAUGACAUGGUAACAGCUGCUCAUGUGAUUACAGCGACUGUUGCUGAUCAGAUGAGACAUAGAAACAAAAUGAUCAAAAAAGCGGUUAAUUUCAUGCUGAAUCAUGAGGGCGGCGAGCUGUACACAACAAAAACAGUGCGCGAGUGGAUCUUUGAAGGAUACAAGGAUAGGCUUAUCGAUUUUUUAAACCUUUUCAAUACAACAAAAAUAAAGAUACCAUACACUCGCUUUGGUUGGUUAGUUGACCGCAAUGGUUCGGCCGAAUAUGACGGUCUAUUCACAAUACAUACUGGUGUCGAUGAUAUGGCUAAUUUGGGUCGCUUGACACAUUGGAAUAUGAAGAAUGAGACUGACUUUUAUGAUGCACCAUGUGGCACCGUUAAUGGCAGCACCGGCGAUUUAUUCCCACCGCAUUUAAGUUCUAAGCAAGAAAUCACGAUCUUUGCGACUGAUGCGUGCCGUUACUUGAACUUGGCGCCAAAUGGUACUGUAGAAAAAUACGGCAUWACAGCAUAUAAUUGGGUAGGAACGACGGAGACGCUUGAUUCUGGUGAAAAUUAUCCAAAUCAGAAAUGUUUUUGCGACCCGAACGUCGAAGAAUGCCCGAAAACCGGCGUUGUGGAGUGUAAAAAAUGCCGGAAUAAUGCACCAAUUUAUGCCUCUUUUCCACACUUUCAUUUGGCUGAUCGUAGCUAUCUAGACGCAAUAUCAGGGUUAGAACCGGACUCGAAUAAGCACAGUUUUAACUUAGCAAUAGAACCAACCACUGGCAUACCGCUGCAAGUAAAUGGACGUCUACAAAUCAACAUGAUGAUCGAACCUGAUAAUGACUUCGACAUUUAUCGUGGUCUACCCAAAUUUCUGAUGCCCAUGUUUUGGUUCAAUCAAAUAGCUGUAUUAGAUGAGAAAUUAGCCAGCCGAACGAAGCUUGUUAUGAAUUUGGGAGAUUAUGGGUUCUAUACCGGAAUUGUUUUAAUAACAAUUGGAGCCAUAUUCUUUAUUGUUGCUAUAGUUUUGACAUUGACUAAGCGAUGGAAACGCACACCGAUUGAUGAUGAUGAGGACAUGCUUACGACAUAGGUAGUCGAUUAUCAAAAGUAUAAAUUAAAUGAAAAACUGGUAUAACUAGUUUUAUAGUAUCUUCUAUUGUACAAAGUCAUGUUAACAGGAGCCAAAGUGGCAGCAGUUAUUCCGGCUGCGAAAACGUCUGUGAAUAUAUGCAUGCUAUACUUAUAACAAUUAACUUUGCAAUUAUAUUAAAUCGGCUGCAUUUCUAUUUAUACUUGUAGAACUUUAAAUUAUGUUUUAGAAAACGCUGAGUUAUGGUUAUAUAUUUUUUUAAUAUGCAAUAAAUAUUAUAUGAUGUUA